AUGGUAAAGAUGAAAAUAUUUGCUAAUCGAAUGAAAGACUGUGUGAAUCCCAAAGAUACUUUGAUAGAGGAAGUGCAGAAAAGGAGUAAGUAUUGGGUUGAUCUCUUAUCAGAAGAAGGUGAAGUGGCUGGAGCUGAAGAAAGAUUGUUGGAAGAUCUUGAGUGGUGUAUAAAACAAAAAGGAAAGGAUACAGAAGAAGAACUUGAAGUUUUGCUUGGUGGAAUUGUGGAUGGCUUGGGGUUAGUUGAAGAACCUUUGAUGGGUUUAGAUGGUUUAGUCAGUAUUUUUAGGUGGGGGAAUGGUCGGUCGGUUUUGGCUGCUAAAGGAGUUGUGUUUUUGAUUUCAGAAUAUGCUGGGGAGAUGGCUGAUUUUUUUGAGACUUUUUAUCAACUCUUAUCUCCUGAGUUGUUUGUUAAGUAUGAAGAUGAGAUGGUCUUUUUGAGUUUAUUGGUUUUGCGUUCGGAAGGCUUAUCUUUGCAAAUGAUUAGAUCGAUAGUGAAACGUUUAGCUGAUAUAUCUAUUCGUGUGCCGGUUUUAUGUGCUGGACGAGUGCUUUACGUGAUUUCAGCUACGUUAAACCAGCAUAAACGGGCGGUAGUUCCAUUUAAGGACCGAGUUAAGGAGGGCAACCAAAUUGGACUGACUCAGUUCCAGCCUUAUCUCUAUGAACUAGAUGCAUUGAAAGAUCAUCCUGUCUUAGGUGAACUGGCCUGCCAAAUUAAAGGACAUGUUUUGAUCGAUCAAAAUACCAAUGCGUACAUUAUGAACCGAUUGCUAGCUAUCUUAGAGGAAUAA
This is a messenger RNA of Nematocida homosporus, 795 nucleotides long. RefSeq names its product U3 small nucleolar RNA-associated protein 19. The record is from RefSeq and is a predicted model, not a curated record. The coding region runs from base 1 to 795 and encodes 264 amino acids. Gene Ontology annotation, cellular component: Noc4p-Nop14p complex; small-subunit processome; nucleolus. The transcript has a single exon. Lineage: Eukaryota; Fungi; Microsporidia. Gene Ontology annotation, biological process: ribosome biogenesis.